CCCGGGACAAGAUAUACUUUCUGCUUGGAUUGAUGGGUGAUCGUAUGGAAGACAUCCUGAAACCAGAUUAUUCCAAGUCUUUCGGAAAUGUCCGUUUGCACACUGCAUCCAAAUUCUCGACCCAGACUAAUAGAAAGAGGUGUGUUUGAACGUCACGCGUCACUUCAUAUCUCAAUCGGGGUCGCUGGAUCCCAUCUGUGACUGGCAGACUCUAGACCGCAAUAUAGAUUCAACGUGGGAACUUCCAUCUUGGACCCCUGACUACACUCUUGGCUAAGAGGCUGCACCUGCUCCUUUGGUCCCAGUUGACAAGCCUCCGAGUAUCUACGCUAGCGUCUGGUUACGAUCACAGAUUCAAAUUUCAGCUUUCAGCUGAAUCAACUCCUCCCGAUUGGAAACAACUUAAGACGCGCGGGAUGUGCAUUGAUACCAUCGCAAGACUUUCGAAUCCUGGCCCAGACACAGAGCCAUUUGGUUCGAAAGCGACGCGAUGGCUGUCUACCUUAAAUUCAGCACAAAAAUUCUUGACAGAUUGGCCGCAUGAUCUGCAAGCUUCCCUAGCUGAUCUGUGUUCGAUAGUUUCGAAAUAUUCCAGCUAUAAUUACUCAACGGAUCGAUCUGUGCUUAAGUUCGAAUCACCGGAGGAGCCUCAAUCCCUUGAAGAGAACCAAGUGCUGGGUGCCUUUAUCCACGUUCUUUUCCUGGGCCGUAUCUCAUCCAGAGAACGACUGACAGAGUACGAUAUUUCGGAACUCCUUGACAUGGAUCCUUUAAUUGCCUUCUCAAAGUCGAAAGAGACCGAUCACCUAGACAAGGUCUGCCAGGCCUUUGAGCAGGGAUCGAAGAGGAGAAGACUCCUCAUUACAGAGAAAGGCUACGUCGGCUCUGCAUCUCAGACCGCGGAGGAAGGCGACAUCGCGUGUGUGCUCCCUAGCUGUAGUGCGCCGGUGAUUGUGAGGAAACUUCAGGAUGAAGAUUCUUACAAAUUCGUUGGAGAAUGCUACUUGCACGGCUUCAUGGAUGCAGAAGUAAUCACCCUGCAGAUCAAGGGUGUUUUGAAAGAGCAGUUCAUCCUCGCAUAAAUUGAGAAGAAUCUACAGCAAGGUGGACUUAUCAAAAUGGAAGAUGACGUACUCAG
Hyaloscypha bicolor E is the source of this 1138-nucleotide messenger RNA. RefSeq lists its product as uncharacterized. The transcript has a single exon. The record is from RefSeq and is a predicted model, not a curated record. NCBI's taxonomy places the organism in Eukaryota, Fungi, Ascomycota, Leotiomycetes, Helotiales, Hyaloscyphaceae. The coding region runs from base 417 to 1082 and encodes 221 amino acids.